Messenger RNA from Caenorhabditis angaria, 2385 nucleotides. Lineage: Eukaryota; Metazoa; Nematoda; Chromadorea; Rhabditida; Rhabditidae. The record is from the annotation of a GenBank genome assembly.
AUGCCAGCUGAACCACUUGAAGAAGGAGUCGAUCAACUCACUCAAUACCGCGAAAGAUGCGCUGAUCACGCCGCCAACUUCAAAGCCAUUCUUGAUGAAUGCAAUGAUCGUGUCAACAGCCGCACAGCCACCGAAGAAACUUGUCAUCAAGAAAUGGCUGAUUAUGUUCACGAACUUGAUCAUUGCGCUAUGCCAAAAACUUUCGCCAGCCUUAAGUAAACUGGAUUGGAUUGAUUUUCAAAUAUUUUUAAUUGAAAUAGUCUUCCUUUUAUUUUUUUUUAUUAUGUAUUUUCUUUUCUCUUUUCCGUAAUUCUUUAGUGUUGAAAAGUAAAUGAAUAAAUAAAAAAAUUUCAGGGUACCCCAGACGCAUCGUCACAACAAUGCCGUCAGACGCGAAGAAGGCUAGAGAAGCUGCGAAGAAAGCAGCUGCCAAAUCUUCGAAAGGAGGAAAAAAUGCUAAAAAAGUCGAGAAACCGGAAGCCACAGUUCCACCACCACCAGCAAUUGAUGGAGAAAUCGAUGAAGCUGCUGCCACAUUGGCCAAAAUUGAGUUGGAAAAUGCGCAAGCUCGAUCGGUUGCCGGUUCUUUGACUUCGGAUCCAAAAGGUCUUGAUCAUAAGGUCGAAUCCUUGACGGUGAGUAAUUUGAAGAAAUAAAAAUAGCUACUUUGAGAUUUCGAGAAAAAACCGAUUAUUCCGAAUCACUCAAAAAUUUUUAAUUGUUUUUCACCAAUAAUUCGUCUGAUUCUAGAUUUGAAAAAAUGAAUUUUUCUAUUUGUUAGGAAAGUUCACGUUUUAAAUUUCAAAAUUUCUUAUUUUUUAGCUUUAAAAUCUAAUUUUCAAUAAUUAUAUUUUCAGAUCACCUUCCACGGUCGUGAGAUUGUCGUCGAUACAACUUUGGAAUUGAACAGAUCUCGUAGAUAUGGUUUAAUUGGGUUGAACGGAUCUGGAAAAUCAACAAUUAUUCAGGCGAUUUAUAACAAAGAAAUGCCAAUUCCAGAAGGAGUAGAUAUGUAUUUGGUAGGUUGCUUUUCCCAAAAAAAAUUUCAAAAAAUACCUUCAAUUCUUCAGGUAUCCCGAGAAAUGCCAGCUAGUGAAAUGACAGCUCUUCAAGCCGUUAUUGAUGUUGAUACAGAAAGAAAAGAACUCGAACAUUUAGCUGAACAUCUUGCUUCAAUGACUGAUGAUGAAAGUCAAGAGAAAUUGAUGGAUAUUUAUGAGCGUUUAGAUGAAAUGGAUUCUGCGUUGGCUGAAAAACGUGCUGCUGAAAUUCUUCACGGUCUCGGUUUCACUAAAACUAUGCAAAUGAAAAAAUGCAAAGAUUUUUCGGGAGGAUGGAGAAUGAGAAUUGCUUUGGCACGUGCUCUUUAUUUGAAACCUAGUAUUUUGUUGCUCGACGAGCCAACAAAUCAUUUGGAUUUGGAAGCUUGUGUAUGGUUAGAAGAGGAAUUAGCGCAAUAUCCAAGAACUUUGUUGAUUGUGUCGCAUUCGCAAGAUUUUAUGAAUGGUGUUUGUAAUAGUAUUAUUCAUUUGUUCCAAAAGAAAUUGGUCUAUUAUGGAGUGAGUUUUUCAGAAGGAACUAUCCAUCUCGUUUAGGAUUCUUUUCUCAGAAUCCAAGAAAAAUUUGAAUAGUUUAAUUUUUCAUAACUUAUAGCUCGAAAACUGUUUUAUUUUAAGAUCUCAAGCACUUCUCCUGAAAGUGUGUAUUUCAUAUUUUUAAAUCACAAUUUUUCAGGGUAACUACGACCAAUUCGUGAAAACUCGUGACGAAUUGCUUGAAAAUCAACAAAAACGCUACAAUUGGGAACAAUCUCAACUCCAAAAUAUGAAAGAUUAUGUCGCUCGAUUCGGUCACGGUUCAGCAAAACUCGCUCGACAAGCCCAAUCCAAAGAAAAAACAAUGGCAAAAAUGAUUGCUGGAGGAUUGACUGAAAAAGCGGUGACUGAAACUGUCAAACAAUUCUACUUUUUUGAUGCUGGAGAAAUUCCACCACCAGUUAUCAUGGUUCAACAUGUUUCGUUCCGGUAUAAUGAGAAUACUGUGAGUUUUUUUUCUGAGUGAAAGUUUUUGUAAAAAACUGGAAAAUCAAUACUCUUCUACAACUUAUAUUUUUUCAGCCAUGGAUCUACAAAAACAUCGAUUUCGGAAUUGAUCUCGAUACAAGAAUCGCGUUGGUUGGACCAAACGGAGCUGGAAAAUCGACAUUGUUGAAAUUGUUGUGUACCGAUGUUAUGCCAACUGAUGGUUUAAUUCGAAGACAUUCGCAUUGUAAAAUCGGAAGAUAUCAUCAGGUAAAUAUUUUGUUAAACACAACGAAGAAACUAGAAAUUUUUAUUUACUUUGACAUCAAUGCAAAAAGGACAAAAAUUAUUAACAAUAGUAUAA